Neopsephotus bourkii (Bourke's parrot) is the source of this 3455-nucleotide messenger RNA. It is a transcript of the gene FCHO1, whose product is annotated as FCH and mu domain containing endocytic adaptor 1. The record is from RefSeq and is a predicted model, not a curated record. Gene Ontology annotation, cellular component: plasma membrane; cytoplasm; clathrin-coated vesicle. Bases 201 to 3242 code for a protein of 1013 amino acids. NCBI's taxonomy places the organism in Eukaryota, Metazoa, Chordata, Aves, Psittaciformes, Psittacidae. Gene Ontology annotation, biological process: clathrin coat assembly; clathrin-dependent endocytosis. The transcript is spliced from 28 exons.
GUGGCUGAGCCCGUGCGGAGGCGCUGGGGGGGCCGGGGGCUGUGCCCUCACCUCUCCUUGUCUCUUCCCUCCCCCCAGACCCCCUGCGGACAAGGAUGAUCGGGGGGGGCCCUGGAGCCCCCAAGCAGCCCACGGGCAUCGGGAGCUGAGCUGGGGGGGGGGUCCCCACGCUGCUGUCUCCCCCCCUUUCCUCCUCCAAGAUGUCCUACUUCACUGAGCACUUCUGGGGCGAGAAGAACCACGGCUUCGAUGUGCUCUACCACAACAUGAAGCACGGGCAGAUCUCCACCAAGGAGCUGGCUGACUUCGUCCGUGAGAGGGCUACCAUCGAGGAGAACUACGCCAAGGCCAUGGUGAAGCUGUCUAAGAUGGCCACCAAUGGGACCCAACUGGGGACCUUUGCGCCGCUCUGGGAGGUUUUCCGCAUCUCCUCGGACAAGCUGGCCCUUUGCCACUUGGAGCUGAUGAAGAAGCUCCACGACCUCAUCAAGGAGAUCUCACGCUACGGCGAGGAGCAAGGCCGGGUGCACAAGAAGUCCAAGGAGGAGGUGUCGGGGACGCUGGAGGCUGUCCAGAUGCUGCAUGGGGUGGCCCAGUUGCUACCCAAGUCCAAGGAGAGCUACCACAGCAAGUGCCAGGAGUACGAGCGGCUCCGCAAGGAGGGCACCAGCCAGAAGGAGAUCGACAAGGCAGAGCUCAAGUCCAAGAAGGCCGGCGAGGCGCUGCGCAGGGCGGUGGACAAGUAUAACGCUGCCCGCGCCGACUUCGAGCAGAGGAUGCUGGACUCGGCCAUGCGCUUCCAAGAGGUGGAAGAAGCCCACCUGCGCCACAUGAAGGGUCUCAUCGGCUCCUACUCGCACUCUGUGGAGGACACCCAUGUCCAGAUAGGGCAGGUGCAUGAGGAGUUCAAGCAGAACGUGGAGAACAUCGGCACCGAGAUGCUGCUGCGGAGGUUCGCCGAGAGCAAGGGCACAGGGAGAGAGCGGCCAGGGGUGCUGGACUUUGAGGAGUACCGGCUGGCCCCAGCGCUGGAAGGACCCAAGAGGAGCCGUAGUAAAGCUUUCCGUAUCCCUGGGUUGAGCCGUAAGGAGAGGGACCGUGAUGCUGGGGAAUCCCUGGAUGCCGAGGUGGGCUGCCCGGAGGUGGAUGAGGACGGGUUCACCGUGCGCCCCGAUGUCACCCGCACCGAGGGGGAGAACCACGGCUGCUCCUCCAGCGAUUCCGACUACGACGAGGACGAGCCCCGCAAGUUCUACGUCCACAUCAAACCCGUGCAGCCCCGGGAGGCACCCGGCAGCGCUGAGGCCACCAUGGAGCAGCUCAAGGCCACUGUGGGGAACCUCAUCCUGCCCCCCAGCAUCGGGGGCACCGUCAAGAGGCAGUCAUCCCGGCAUGCAGCAUCUCUGACCCCAGCCCCGAGCGAUGUGGACUCUGAGGGCACACUGGCAGCAGGUGACAGUGCAGGGAGGGGGUGCCCAGCGGCGCAGAUGAGCAGUGGCCCUGGGAAGGCUCCCCCGGCCGCCGCCCCCCCCUCUGCUCUCUUCGGGCCCCCGCUGGAGUCGGCUUUUGAAGCGGAGGAGUUCCCGGCCCCCCGCUCCUACGUCCUCACCUCCUCAUCCUCGCCCUUCUCCUCCUCGUCCCCGGAGAACGUGGAGGACUCGGGGCUGGAUUCCCCAUCGCACCCCGCGCCCGGACCCUCCCCGGACUCCAGGCCUUGGACACCGCAGCCGGGGACCCCGCAGAGCCCCCUCCCCAAGCAGGGCAGCUCCCCCCCACCCCCGCCGGCGCUGCCGCGGCCCCGCAGCCCCUGCGGCCGCCUCCCGGAGCCCCCCGGCUUCGCCGUCUUCAGCGGCCCCGGAGCAGAGGGGCUAUGGGGGGACGCGGCGCGGGGGUCCCGGGGCCGCAGCAGCCGAGCGGGGCCCCGAGAAGCCCCCUCCCCGGACCCCUUCGGGGAGCCCCUCCCCUGGGUCCGGCCCCGCAGCCCCGGUGGGGACCGGCCCCGUCCUUCCUCCAACUCCGCUUCCUCCUCCUCGUCCUCCCCGGCGCCGCCCAGCGCGGGGGGCUCCUGCAGCCCCUCGCCAUGGACCUGCCAAGGGUCGGGGACGGGGUCGGGGUCGGGGCUGAGCGAGGGCAGCGCGGCCGUGGCUCCCCCCCCACAGCCGGAUGCUGCCCCCACUUGGCCCAGCGCAGCCCCCCGGGAUGUCCCACUCGUGGCCCCCCCACGCCGCUCCCGCACCAAGAGGCCGGCAGCCGGUCCGGCUGCGGGCAGCAACAGCGACCUGUCGCGCUCACUGAGCCCCUCUCCCUCCUGGAGCUGCGGCCCCUCACACUCAGCCCCGGCCAGCCUGGGCGAGCGCGGCUUCUUCGCUGUGUCCCAGCCGGCGCUCGGGCUGUCGCGGGGUCCCAGCCCCGUGGUGCUGGGCUCGCAGGAUGCGCUGCCCGUGGCCACUGCCUUCACGGAGUACGUCCACGCGUACUUCAAGGGGCGAGAUGCUGACAGCUGCCUGGUGAAGGUGACGGGGGAGCUCACCAUGUCCUUCCCCGCUGGCAUCAUCCGUGUCUUCAGUGGGAGCAUGGCCCCCCCAGUGCUCAGCUUCCGCCUGCUCAACACCGGCGCCAUCGAGCAGUUCCUGCCCAACGCCGAGCUGCUCUACAGCGACCCAUCCCAGAGCGAUCCCAGCACCAAGGACUUCUGGCUGAACAUGGCUGCGCUCACCGGGCACCUGCAGAAGCAAGCGGAGCAGAGCCCGACCGCCUCUUACUACAACGUGGCUCUGCUCAAGUACCAGUUCUCACGGCUGGGCCCUGGUUCGGCGCCGCUGCGGCUCUGUGUGCACUGGGACUGCGCCCCGGGUACCACGAGGGUCAGCAUCGAGUACGGCUACAACGGGGCUGCACUGGCGCUGCCCGUGCCCCUCGCCAACGUCCACGUCCUGCUGCCCGUGGAUGAGCCCAUGGCCAACCUGCGGCUGCAGCCCGGGGCCAGCUGGAACCUGGAGGAGAAGAGGCUGCUCUGGAGGCUGCUGGAUGUGCCCGGCGCUGCGGGGCAGGGAGGCUGUGGCCAGCUCUCGGCCAGCUGGGAGCCGCUCUGUGGGCCCAGUAAGCCCAGCCCCGUGGCAGCGCAGUUCAGCAGCGAGGGCAGCACGGUGUCGGGUGUUGAGGUGGAGCUGGCGGGCGCCGGGUACCGCAUGUCACUGGUCAAGAAGAGGUUUGCUACAGGGAUCUAUCUGGCGGGGUCCUGAGCUGACCCCCCUGGGCUUCCCCCUUGGUUGUGUGUGAAACACUGGAUGGAGGCCGGUUGGGGAGGGGGUGCUGCCCUGUAGGAGCCCCCCUCCUCUCCCUCCUCAUCUCCCUCCGGCCCCCCUGCUCCAUGGCUGUCACUGCAUCCCCUUCGCCCUCCCCUGUGCUGUGACGGGAGCAGGAGCUGCUCUUUUAUUAAACACUUUAUUUUCUAA